Molecule: messenger RNA, 943 nt
Organism: Sebastes umbrosus (honeycomb rockfish)
Lineage: Eukaryota; Metazoa; Chordata; Actinopteri; Perciformes; Sebastidae
Gene: clec3a
Product: C-type lectin domain family 3, member A
Exons: 3
Coding region: 87-683 (198 amino acids)
Source: RefSeq, a predicted model, not a curated record
UGCCUGCAGUGUUUUUGGUUCCUCUCAAGGCAGUAUACAAGGUGUGCCACUGUGUGCUGUCACCGUAGGAUCCACUGGCCUCAGACAUGGCACGUCUGGCCCUCCCUGUCCUCCUCGUUCUCUGCUUCUCCCUGGUCCACUUCAGCUCCAGCCGUCCAUCUCGCUCCAGGAAGGCUGUGUCAGCCCGUCAGUCUGGAGCUGCUGAAGAAGAUGAUGUGAAGUCCCAGUUUGAGAGGUUGUGGCAGGAGGUGAACUCACUGAAGGAGAUGCAGGCGCUGCAGACAGUGUGUCUCCGUGGCAUCAAAGCUCACAGGAAGUGUUAUCUCACAAUUGAGGAACCCAAGCAUUACCAUGAUGCAAAUGAAGACUGCAUUGCACAAGGAGGAACUCUUGCAACGCCACGGGACAUGAUGGAGAACAAUGAACUAAGGGACUAUGCAAAGAGGAGCGCUCCUGGAUCCAAGGACUUCUGGAUCGGUGUGGCAGACAUAGUGAAAGAAGGCCAGUAUGUUGAUGUCAACAGCCUGCCAGUCAGCUACUUCAACUGGGACCGCACCAAGAAGCAGCCCACAGGAACCAAGAGGGAGAGCUGCGUUGCCCUCUCAGUGGUUGCACAAGGAAAGUGGUACGAUGAAGUGUGUCGAAACCUUAAAAAGUACAUCUGUGAAUUUGUCAUUCCCUAAAGGAGACAGAGAGGUUGUUGACAACUUGGUGAUCAUUUAUGCGGGUCAUUAAUUAAAAAUGUGUUGUCAAAUAUGUGCUCAUUCUCAAUGGAAACAUGAAAUUAUAACACUCCUUUUAUUAAACUGUGUCUCUAUGGUUAUUAAUUAGGUUGCUAAUUAGAUUUAAUACAUAGUAGUAACUGUAAUCAUUAGAUACUCAGGUGAAAGGAGAUUUCUGUGUGAUGACAGAUACUAGUUAAAUAAACAAGAAUGUAAUCUUU